This is a messenger RNA of Brettanomyces bruxellensis, 663 nucleotides long. It is a transcript of the gene YPT32, whose product is annotated as Rab GTPase ypt32. Gene Ontology annotation, molecular function: GTP binding; GTPase activity. Bases 1 to 663 code for a protein of 220 amino acids. The transcript has a single exon. Lineage: Eukaryota; Fungi; Ascomycota; Pichiomycetes; Pichiales; Pichiaceae. Gene Ontology annotation, biological process: exocytosis. Gene Ontology annotation, cellular component: recycling endosome. The record is from RefSeq and is a predicted model, not a curated record.
AUGGCUGAUACCGCAGACGACUACUCGUAUGACUACGAGUAUCUUUUCAAAAUUGUCUUGAUUGGAGAUUCCAGUGUUGGAAAGACCAACCUCCUUUCGCGAUUCACCAGAGAUGAGUUCAAUCCAGACUCAAGAGCCACUAUCGGAGUUGAAUUUGCAACUAGGACACUCGAGAUAAACGGUAAACGAAUUAAAGCACAAAUAUGGGAUACUGCUGGACAAGAGCGGUACAGAGCAAUUACAGCAGCCUAUUAUAGAGGAGCUGUUGGUGCCUUGGUUGUCUAUGAUAUCUCGAAUUCGGAUUCAUACGAAUCUGUGUCCAGAUGGCUUAAGGAAAUGAAAGAACAUGCAGAUGCAAAUAUUGUCAUUGCCUUAGUUGGAAAUAAAUCUGAUUUGGAACACCUGAGGGCAGUUCCAACAGAAGAGGCAAGAAACUUUGCUGCUGAACAUAAUUUGCUAUUUACUGAGGCUUCUGCCUUAAAUGCCGACAAUGUCGAGUUCACGUUCCACCAGUUAAUCAAGAGUAUAUACGAUAUGGUCUCGAAGAGAAAAUUCGACAUGGAUGAAAAUGGAGUUGCGAACAAGGAUCUCAAUAGCAAGACAAUCACACUCACGCCGGCACCUAAGGAUAAGAAGGUUUCCAAGAACUCGAAUUGCUGCUAA